AUGCCAAAGUUUACGGUAACAGUAUGCACGUUGGUAUUUCUUGGUUCAUGGACUAGUUGGUCCAAACCAAAAGGUUCACCACAUAUAAAUUCUGUGAGAAUAGAUGGUGACCUCAUUUUGGGAGGUCUUUUCCCCGUCCAUGGGAGGGGAAGUGAUGGCAGAGCAUGCGGAGAGCUCAAGAAAGAAAAAGGAAUACAUCGUUUAGAAGCAAUGCUGUAUGCUCUUGAUCGUAUCAAUGCUGAUCCUGACCUUUUGCCCAAUAUUACCUUAGGUGCAAGAAUUCUGGAUACCUGUUCUCGAGAUACACAUGCACUAGAGCAGUCUCUGAGCUUUGUCCAGCCACUUAUAGACAAGGAUAGGGCAGAAGUUCGUUGUCUAAGUGGUGGAAACCCUAUCAUUGCUCAACCUGAGAGGGUGGUUGGAGUCAUUGGAGCAUCUUCUAGCUCUGUCUCCAUCAUGGUGGCCAAUAUAUUAAGACUUUUCAAGAUUCCACAAGUGAGCUAUGCCUCCACUGCUCCAGACCUUAGUGACAACAGUCGAUAUGACUUCUUCUCACGAGUGGUUCCAUCUGACACCUAUCAAGCUCAGGCUAUGGUAGAUAUUGUGAAAGCCUUAAGGUGGAGUUAUGUGUCAACACUUGCAUCUGAAGGCAGCUAUGGUGAAAGUGGAGUUGAAGCAUUUAUCCAGAAAUCCAGGGAAGAUGGGGGUUUGUGUGUAGCACAGUCAGUUAAAAUUCCUCGGGAGCCAAAAGCAGGAGAGUAUGAUAAGAUAAUUCGCCGACUUCUGGAGACAUCCAAUGCCCGGGCAGUUAUUAUUUUUGCAAGUGAAGAUGAUAUCAGGCGAGUACUUGCAGCCGCAAAAAGGGCAAAUCAAACCGGACACUUCAUGUGGGUUGGCUCUGAUAGUUGGGGUUCAAAGAUUUCUCCAGUGCUUCAGCAAGAAGAAGUGGCAGAAGGGGCCGUCACUAUACUACCUACACGGGCUUCAGUCAGAGGGUUUGACCGGUAUUUUACUAGUCGGACACUAGAUAAUAAUAGGAGGAAUGUCUGGUUUGCUGAAUUCUGGGAGGACAAUUUUCAUUGUAGACUGAGCCGAAAUGCACUACGCAGAGGAGGCCAUGGAAAGAAGUGCACCAAUCAGGAGAGGAUUGGUGUAGGGUCUGCUUAUGAACAGGAAGGCAAGGUACAGUUUGUUAUUGAUGCUGUGUAUGCAAUGGCCCAUGCACUUCAUAACAUGCACAAAGCUUUGUGUCCUGGGAGCGUUGGACUGUGCAGCCGCAUGGACCCAGUUGAUGGUGCUGAACUACUGAAAUACAUCCGUAAUGUCAAUUUUACAGGAAUUGCCGGCACACCAGUGACAUUUAAUGAGAAUGGUGAUGCCCCAGGUCGCUAUGAAAUUUACCAGUACCAGAUGCACAAUGGAACUCCUGAAUACAAAGUGAUUGGACAGUGGGCAGAUCAUCUUCAUCUUAAAAUUGAUCGAAUGCACUGGCCAGGAACACAUUAUUCCUCCUCUCAGUUCCCUCAGAUCCCUCUCUCUGUAUGCAGCCAGCCUUGCCUUCCAGGUGAGCGGAAGAAGGUGGUUAAAGGAAUGUCCUGCUGUUGGCAUUGUGAAAAAUGUGAAGGUUAUCAGUACCAGCUUGAUGCAUACACCUGCAAGAGAUGUCCUAUCCACAUGAGACCAAAUGAGAACCACACAUUUUGCACUCCCAUUCCUGUGAUCAAGCUUGAAUGGAGUUCUCCAUGGGCUGUAGUGCCCUUACUUCUUGCUGUGCUGGGCAUUUUGGCAACUCUCAUAGUAGUGGGCACAUUCAUGAGAUACAAUGACACUCCUAUUGUUAAGGCCUCUGGUCGAGAACUAAGUUAUGUCCUUCUUACUGGUAUUUUCUUGUGUUAUGUCAACACUUUUAUUAUGGUGGCCCAGCCUGGUUAUGGAACCUGCUCUCUACGAAGAGUCUUUUUGGGACUAGGAAUGAGUAUUAGCUAUGCUGCAUUGCUAACGAAAACCAACCGGAUCUACCGUAUUUUUGAGCAAGGUAAAAGAUCAGUUAGUGCUCCAAAGUAUAUAAGUCCAUCUUCUCAGUUGGUAAUCACUGCUAGUCUUUCUUCUGUCCAGUUGCUGGGUGUGCUUGUAUGGUUUUUUGUGGACCCAUCUCGACCUGUAGUGGAUUAUGAGAACCAGCGCACACCAGACCCACAGCUUGCAAGAGGAGUGCUCAAGUGUGACAUUUCCGACCUUUCCCUCAUUUGCCUUUUGGGCUACAGCAUGCUUCUUAUGGUAACCUGCACUGUUUAUGCUAUCAAAACUCGUGGAGUUCCUGAGACAUUUAACGAGGCAAAGCCUAUUGGUUUCACCAUGUAUACUACCUGCAUUGUUUGGCUGGCCUUCAUUCCAAUUUUCUUUGGUACUGCUCAGUCUGCUGAGAAGAUGCAUAUCCAGACAACAACACUGACCAUUUCAGUGAGUUUGAGUGCCUCAGUGUCCUUAGGUAUGCUCUAUAUGCCCAAGGUCUACGUUAUCCUUUUCCACCCAGAACUGAAUGUCCCCAAACGCAAAAGAAGCCUCAAAGCUGUUGUCACUGCAGCAACAAUGAGCAACAAAUUCACUCAAAAAGGAGGCUACAGACCAAAUGGCGAGGCAAAGACUGAGCUAUGUGAUAGCAUGGAGACACAAGGCAAGUAUUAUUAUGAACAGACGUAA
Bufo gargarizans (Asiatic toad) is the source of this 2700-nucleotide messenger RNA. It is a transcript of the gene GRM4, whose product is annotated as glutamate metabotropic receptor 4. Gene Ontology annotation, biological process: regulation of synaptic transmission, glutamatergic; G protein-coupled glutamate receptor signaling pathway. The record is from RefSeq and is a predicted model, not a curated record. The transcript has 9 exons. Gene Ontology annotation, cellular component: membrane. Gene Ontology annotation, molecular function: adenylate cyclase inhibiting G protein-coupled glutamate receptor activity. Bases 1 to 2700 code for a protein of 899 amino acids. Lineage: Eukaryota; Metazoa; Chordata; Amphibia; Anura; Bufonidae.